This is a messenger RNA of Rhodotorula toruloides NP11, 2136 nucleotides long. RefSeq names its product molybdenum cofactor biosynthesis protein. The transcript is spliced from 3 exons. Gene Ontology annotation, cellular component: cytoplasm; cytosol. The record is from RefSeq and is a predicted model, not a curated record. Bases 1 to 2136 code for a protein of 711 amino acids. Gene Ontology annotation, molecular function: molybdopterin molybdotransferase activity. Gene Ontology annotation, biological process: molybdenum incorporation into molybdenum-molybdopterin complex; Mo-molybdopterin cofactor biosynthetic process. NCBI's taxonomy places the organism in Eukaryota, Fungi, Basidiomycota, Microbotryomycetes, Sporidiobolales, Sporidiobolaceae.
AUGGCGGACGAAGUGCUGCCGACCGUCCCGAAGCUGGCUGCGCUUGUCCUGCUCGGCGGGAAGUCUUCCAGGAUGGGCCGACCGAAGGCUCUCCUCCCGCACCCUAGAACGGGCCUGCCGCUGUACAAGCAUCACCUGCGGGUGCUGGAGGAGCUCGAGCAGAAGGGCUUCUUCCCGGAAGGGGUCUGGGUGAGCGGGCGGGAAGACCAGCGGAACGAACUCGACUUGCCCGAGAGUGUUCAUUAUGUUGUUGACGACCCGGCGAAGAAUGGCGACAUCGGACCCGCGAGUGGCAUCCUGCAGGCUUUCGACCAGAACCCCGAGGCAACCUGGCUUCUCCUCGCCGUUGACCUCCCCUUCGUCACUCGUUCAGCCAUUCUCCACCUGCUCCAGUCUCAUCCGGCAGACUCGCCUGUCUCGCUCUUCCUCCAUCCCUCGGACGGCAAUCCCGAACCGCUCUUCUCCGUCUGGACACCUCGCGCGCUCGCACAGCUGCGCGAGAACUGCAAGAAGGGCAAGAGCGGACCAUGCAGGGCGGCGAAGGAUGUCUGGGGCGGCAAGGUUGUCGAAGGACGCGGCGGUGUCAAGGUCCUCGAGGAGAACUGGGUGACGGAUGCGGACACGCCAGAGGAAUGGGAACGAGCGAUUGCCUCGCUGUCUGCGGCCAAGGCCGUCCCGCUUGCCGACUCGUCCAUCCCGCCUACUCCUCCUGCUUCUCCGCCUAAUUCUUCCACCUCUCUCCCCAUCUUCGCGCCAACUCGUCGCAAACCUGUUUCUUUCGCCGCCGUGCAUGAAUGCAUCUCCCGCCUCCAACCUCUCAAAGCCGACAUCGCCUCCGCUCCUCCGACUCUCGACCGUGCAGACGACUCGAUUGCCUCAGUGCCCAUCGACCAAGCAGUCGGCUGCAUCUCCAAUUCUUCCAUCUCUGCUCACUUCCCCCACCCACUGCACGACAACUCCGCUAUGGACGGCUACGCGGUACCUUCCUCCCUCCUCUCCUCCGCCUCGCCCUCUUCUCCCGUCGAACUACCCGUCCUCGGUAGGAUCGUCGCUGGCGACCCCCCUCCUUCACUCAAGGAGGUCGAAACAGCAGGAAAAGUGGGUUGCUGGGAGAUCAUGACUGGCGCUGUCUUCCCCUCGGACGAUUUCGACGCUGUCGUCAAGGUCGAGGAUACGUCGCACUCGUCAGGGUCAGGACGUCCCGUUGUCGUUUUCCAAGCGCCGAUAUCUGCCGGCCAGAACCGGCGAAGACGGGGUGAGCAGGUGCAGGCUGGUGAAGUGAUCUUGCGGGAAGGCGAGCUGGUCUCGCCCGAGAAGGUCCUUCUUCUCGCAGCGACGGGCAUCUCCAGCGUCUCCAUACGACCAUCUUCGGUCAAGCAGCCGCCUCAGCGAGGACGCGUCGGCAUCAUCACGACGGGGAAAGAGGUGAUCCCGCUGUCCGCCCUCUCCUCCGCCGAACCUUCGCCAGGUCAAGUCGUCGACUGCACCACGCCCUACCUUUGCGCCCUACUGCGCUCGCGAGGGUACGAACCCAUCGUCUUUCCCCGCUCGGGCGACUCGAUAUCCUCCUUCUCUGCCACCGUCUCCUCCGCCCUCUCCCACUCGCCUCCGCUCGACCUCCUCCUCACAACAGCCGGCGUCUCCCUCGGCGUGACCGACCACCUGCCGUCCACUCUGUCCUCCCUCGGCCUGCGCGAACUGUUCCACGGCGUCUCGAUCCGACCAGGCGGACCUGUCAUGCUCUCUCUGCACACGGACGAAACGACAGGACGAACGACGCCAGUGCUCAGCCUGCCGGGCAACCCGAUGGCCAGCGCAGCGUGCAUGCGUAGCUUUGGGUGUGCGAUCCUUGCCCAGCUCGAAGGUAAGACGGACGAGUGGAAGAAACUGGAGGUCGGAGCGGACGACGAGGAGCGGGCGUGGGCAGACUUGACAAGCAAGAUGCGGGAAGGACUGUCGAGCUUCUUUGCUCUGCCAGUGGACGGGAAAACGGGCGAGCCGAGUUUCGCGUGCAGGAUGGUCGAUGGGAAGCGGGCGGGUCCUUGUGCGGUGGGAAGUCUGGUCGGUGCAGACGCGUGGGUCAGGGUGGACGCAGGCGCGGACGGAUCACGCGAGAAGUACUGGUGCAGUUUUUAG